Molecule: messenger RNA, 831 nt
Organism: Penicillium paradoxum
Lineage: Eukaryota; Fungi; Ascomycota; Eurotiomycetes; Eurotiales; Aspergillaceae
Product: ubiquitin-conjugating enzyme E2
Exons: 3
Coding region: 1-831 (276 amino acids)
Source: RefSeq, a predicted model, not a curated record
AUGGCAACAAAAGCCGCUUUCAAGCGGCUCACUCGUGAAUACCAGAAUAUCCAAAAAGACCCCACACCAUACAUUGUAACUCAUCCAUCUGAGACCAAUAUCCUCGAAUGGCAUUACAUCCUUACGGGACCUCCUGGAACUCCUUAUGAAAAUGGACAAUACUGGGGCACGUUGAUCUUCCCUCCAGAAUACCCAUUUGCUCCUCCCGCCAUUCGCAUGCAUACGCCCAGUGGCCGAUUCCAACCUUCCACUCGACUCUGUCUCAGCAUCAGUGACUUCCACCCAAAAUCCUUCAACCCCGCCUGGGAAGUGUCGACCAUCUUGAUUGGUCUUCUUUCUUUUAUGACUAGCGAAGAGAUGACAACAGGGAGUGUCAGUGCUUCGGAAAGUGAGCGCAGAGUGCUUGCUGCGCGGUCUAGGUGGUGGAAUGCGACGGGAGGAGGUUCGCACGUCAACGCCACUGCAGGCGUCACUCGAACUUCCAAGGGUAUCAACAAUGUCAAGGCUGGAGAUGGAGGCUUGAAGUUCCGCACAGAAUGGCCUGAAGUUGACCAGGAAAACUGGGCUUGGAUGAAGGAGCAUCGCAUCGAUUCCGCCACUGGCCAAAUUUUGCCAGAUCCCGAUGCGCCCACCAAAUGCUCCCCCGAGACAAGUGCCCUGCGUCGACGACCUAACGGUAGUACUCCUAGUAUCGGUGCUGUUAUGGAUGGCGGACACGUUGCGCGAGAGGCAGGUCAAGGCUGGGCUGGACGAAAUCGAAUCUGGAUUGGCGUGGCCUUCUUCUUUGGCUAUGCACUGAUCUCACGACUAUUGAGCGAUAUGCGGGGAUGA